CACUGUUGCGCUCUAGAGCUAGUCAGGUUUAGCUAAGCUACAAUUCUUCGGUUAAGAUCUGGAGCUAGGUUAGAUGUAGAUAUAACUAGAAUAUUAUAACUAGUUAGUGGAAAAUUAGUGCACGGAGUGACUCGAGGGAAUGCUGCGAUAUUUUUCUAGAGGAUGUCAUCGAUGUUAAAUAAAAUGUUAAAUAUUUAUUUUUAUCGUUAGCUAGCUAGCUCCAUUAGCUAAUACACCGGUUAGACAUAUGAGCUGACUAGCUCAUGUUGUUUUAUAGAUAAUUAUUAUCCUCUGUUUAUCUGUCUUUAUUCAGUUAAAAAUGGUUUAUUGACCGUUUUCUUGCAAAUUAUUUACUCUUUCUAGCUAAUACUGCGCUUUUAUUAGUCAGUGUGUGCUCAAAGCUUCCGAGUUUGCUAUUGUAGAACAGUAAACAGUAUAUAACGUUUAUAACACAUCUAUAACAUAAUAAUAAGCAUUAAUUUACAUUAGUGUAGGAUAUCUAGUUUGUUAUUUCUCAUCAUCAUGGCUGCAGAACUUCAAGCAAAAUACACCAAACUGGCUCAAGAGUACUCAAAGCUCAGAGCCCAGAAUCAGGUCCUGAAGAAGGCCGUGGUGGACGAGCAAGCCAAUUCCAACUCCCUGAAGGAGGAGGUGAAGCAGCGUGAACAGAGCCUGCGUAAAGCCGAGCAGGAGAUGGACAGCCUGAGCUUCAGGAACCAGCAGCUGGCCAAAAGAGUGGAGCUUCUCCAGGAGGAGCUGCAGGUCAUCGAAGCCAAGAGUAAAAAGGGCAAGAGUAAAGCCGAUUCGCCGUCUCAGCCCAGUUACCAGACGCAGAGUGUGUUUGACGAGGAUCUGCAGAAGAAGAUUCAGGAGAACGAAAGACUUCACAUCCAGUUCUACGAGGCGGACGAGCUGCACCGUCAGCAGGAGGCUCGGCUCCGGACCAGACUGGAGCAGCUGGAGAAAGAUGCCGAGCAGCACCAGGCGGUGGUGGACGGUCUGGCCUCCAAAUACAUGGACACCAUAGAGAAACUACAGAGCGACAAGGCUCGUUUAGAGAUUAAAGUUCAGACACUGGAGAGAGAGGCCAAGGAGUGUCGGCUCAGGACAGAGGAAUGCCAGCAGCAGCUGAGGAAAUAUCAGACAGAGCUGAGCACUCAGCUAAAACACAACAGCAGUGUGAUCCAGGAGAAAGUGCCCUUCAACGACACCAAAUACAGUGACUACAACAGCUUGAACGUUCCCACACACAACCGAAGACAUCAGCUGAAAGCUCGAGACGCAGCAGGACAGGCCGUGGGCUUCGUGCAGGAUCUCGUCUCUGCUCUCCUCAACUUCCACUCCUACACAGAGCAGAGGGUUCACAUUUACCCGCUGGACUCCUCUAUCGAACCUGUCUCACCUCUUAAUCAGAAGUUCUCUCAGUAUCUGCAUGAGAACGCUGCCUAUGUACGCCCCCUGGAGGAGGCCAUGUUGCAGCUGCACCAGAGCAUCACCGAGGACACGGUUACAGUGCUGGAGACGGUGGGGAAACUGCAGGACUUUUCCAAAUCCUUCUCCACGUACACGGGCUUUCUGCAGAAGAUCCUGCCUUAUCAGCUAAAAAGUUUAGAUGAAGAGUGUGAGGUUCCUCUCUGCACAGCGUCUUUGAGCACUAAGAACCGUGAGUUACAGAGCGAUAUGAAGAGGGUGACCGCUGUGUUCGAGAAGCUGCAGAACUACAUCAGUCUCUUGGCCUUACCUGGUUUGCGCUUGGAUGCCAUGCCUCAGAGCAGCUCCAGCGCAGUCUUCACACAGCUUGCUGCAUGUUUACAUGGCCUGCACGAUACCACCAAGGAGCUGUCCAAGCACUACAGUCAGAAGGUGGCUCUUGAGCAGGAGCUGCCAAACAUCACUCAGAAGCUGCGCACCACUAACGAGUGUUUACUCUCCUCUCUGGCCUCUCUCACCAACAACACAAACAAGAUUGCAACUUUCUUCAGCAACAAUCUGGACUUUUUCACCUCCUCAGCUGGGUACGGGCCCAGAGGUGGAAACGGGAGCCUUAACCCCCAGCAGGCACACAGCAUGCUCAGUAACAAAAAACACGCAUCUGACUACAUGCUCGCACUCAGGAGGCCGCGUCCCGAGUCCGUUCCCUACACCGAGGCUCUGUCCAACCGGCGCAUCCUCACCAGCUCCACAGAGAGCAGAGAGGGCCUCAUGCAGCAGGUGCAGCAGAGUCAGGAGAAAAUCGCUCGUCUGGAGCAGGAGAAGGAGCACUGGCUGCUGGAGGCUCAGCUGGGACGAGUACGACUGGAGAAGGAGAACCAGCGCAUCGCUGAGCUGGAGGCCAGACUCUCGGCAGCACUCGGAGACUGCAUCGCUGCACCCACCCACGCCGACUCCCUCUCCACAGGACCAGCCGAGCCAGAAAAAGACGAGAAAACGGCCAGAGAGGCGUCUCAGUGCACCAGUUUGGUUGGAAUUCUGACCAUGACCCCGACUAAUGAGAGUGUCGGAGACGAGGAGUCUCGGGAACACCUGAUCAAAACCCACUACAUGGCGCGAGUGGCCGAGCUGACCACACAGCUGCAGAUGUCCGACAGCAAGGCCGUGCACUUUCACGCCGAGUGCCGAGCGCUGGUCAAACGUCUGGCCAUUGCAGAGAAAUCUCGCGAGGCUCUCACAGAGAAGAUGAAACAAACCAAUCAGAACAUCACGUCCCUGCAGGAUGAACUGAGCACAACCAAGAGGAGCUACGAGGACCAGCUGAGCAUGAUGAGCGAUCAUCUCUGCAGCAUGAAUGAAACCCUGAGCAAACAGCGUGAGGAGAUCGACACACUCAAACUAGGAAACAAGGGAAACUCCAAGAAGAACAAGGGCCGGUAGUUUCAUUUGCAGUCAUUUAGCAUUGGCACGAGUGAAGAAGGAGGUGCUGGGACCAGGCAGAUUUGUCUACACACACACACACACACACACACACACACGACAGACACACAUGAAGACAUGAUGUCCUUCUGUGUUCAGACAUAACUGACCAAACAUUAUUGUGUGAAAAACUGACAUUUCAGCACCGUUCCCCCGCUGCUCUCUUGCCAUCUUUUCCAUGCAGCUAGUGAUUUUUACAAAUUAAAAGACCCAAAGUGUGCACAAGGAUCACACACUGAUCCGUACUGCGAGUAUAACUUCGACUCCACACACUGAUAAACAUUUCAUCACGUGAGCAUCAGUAGAGCCUAAUUACCGUUUGAUUAGUUUCCAUGGUUACAGAGGAUUUUAAAACAUGCACAUCAUUCACAUCAUCCUUAAUGUUACACUAUUACUGUAUAAGAACAUAGGAAAUAACAUUAAAGAUGCAAACACUGACAUUCAGAAGCUUUGGAGUUCCAAGAUACUGAGACUGCACCUUUAACGGAUUUAUACAUUUAACAAAAUCUGUAUUUCUAUAUUGUUCUGCACAAGGCUAAAGGCCGAGUCUCUUAACACGUCGAGUUUUAAGAAAUAUUCUAGAGUUUUCCGCAACCGAAGGAUUUAACCGAAGCUCUGCCGUGAUUGGGCGUUUUUACCGAACCCUGACAUAUUGUUGUGAAUAUUAUUUUUUCUUCCACCAUUAAUCUAUAUGCAGUGACAUGAACUCUGUUAAACACACACCGACGUGCUACAGUCACCACGACAGUGACUUUUAUCGCUCUUAACGUUAAAAUUUUGUGUCGUAGCUCAAUAUCAAAUAUAACUAUACUCUAUUGGCAAAAGUACUGGGACACGCCUCCAAAUCGUUGAGUGUUUUUCAGGGGUUGGGCUCGGCCCCUUAGUUCCAGUGAAAGGAACUCUUAAUGCUUCAGCUUCAUACCAAGACAUUUUGGAUAAUUUCAUGCUCUUUGUGGGAACAGUUUGGGGAUGACCCCUUCCUGUUCCAACAUGACUGUACACCAGUGACCAAAGCAAGGUCCAUAAAGACAUGGAUGAGUGAGUUUGGUGUGGAGGAACUUGACUGGCCUGCACAGAGUCCUGACCUCAACACCUUUGGGAUGGAUUAGAGUAGAGACUGUGAGCCAGGUCAAAAGUGGGAUGUCUGCAAAACUGGGACCUCAAAUUCAUUCCAAAGGUGUUUUAUGGGGUUGAGGUCAGGACUCUGUGAAGUUCCUCCACACCAAACUCACUCAUUUCACUGGAACUACGGGGCCGAGCCCAACAACUGAAUUCAGUGAUCUGGAGGGGUAUCCCAAUACUUUUGGCAACGUGGUGUAUUUUAAAAGGAUGUAUUCUGCAACCUGAGAGAGAGAUCCUCCAUGUUAAAUAUAUGUUAAUCCAGUACAGGAGACUAGUUUGUACCUCAGUAGUACUUCAGCAUGUAGCCAGAGAUUAUAAUCAGUGAUGUAGAGAGCUGUGAAGGUACAAGCUCUCACUGUGAAUGAUAAAUGUUAUAAAUAUGCACUGGGCAGGAGUUUUCUGCAAAAAAAAACAAAACAAAUCGUUAAUGUGAAUAUAUGUCUUGAUUCAUACAUUCAUAUCACGUCUUAUAUGUUUUUGUUCCCUUUUUUUAAAAAUUUUGUCUACCACCAAACUUUUCUACCAUGGUUUUGAUUGUUUCUUUCCAGCGGUGAAAUCAGUGUUGUGUAGGAUUUAAUGUACAGAUAAAUAUCAACCAAGCACUGAGAGAAAAGAUACGAGACAAAACACACACACACACACACACUCCGUUUCAACCCUGAUCAUCUGUGAUUAACGAAUCCUGAACUUUUUCUUUUAUUUUUUAAACAAAUGAUGGUGAGAGUUUACAGAUCCACGUAGUUGCUUCUCUCCAAGUUUACAGUCUGAUCAUUUUAAUCUUCUCCAAUUACUGAUCACGUAAAACCGUGUAAAUGAAACGUCACACCAUAAUAAAACAUGUAUUUCAAUGGUG
Messenger RNA from Hemibagrus wyckioides, 4885 nucleotides. It is a transcript of the gene ppp1r21, whose product is annotated as protein phosphatase 1, regulatory subunit 21. The record is from RefSeq and is a predicted model, not a curated record. Lineage: Eukaryota; Metazoa; Chordata; Actinopteri; Siluriformes; Bagridae. Gene Ontology annotation, cellular component: early endosome; membrane. The transcript has 22 exons. Bases 523 to 2871 code for a protein of 782 amino acids.